Messenger RNA from Cataglyphis hispanica, 3708 nucleotides. It is a transcript of the gene Cds, whose product is annotated as phosphatidate cytidylyltransferase, photoreceptor-specific. The coding region runs from base 266 to 1600 and encodes 444 amino acids. NCBI's taxonomy places the organism in Eukaryota, Metazoa, Arthropoda, Insecta, Hymenoptera, Formicidae. The transcript has 10 exons. Gene Ontology annotation, molecular function: phosphatidate cytidylyltransferase activity. Gene Ontology annotation, cellular component: endoplasmic reticulum membrane. The record is from RefSeq and is a predicted model, not a curated record.
UAUCCCGACUAUCUCCAAUAUCUCCGCUUUUAAUCCGCUGUUCGCCUCGCGCGAGUGUAGUGUGUGCGUGCUCACUGCAUCCGGGAUCCUUUAAGUAUACCUUCAAUUUCAAUUUCUUAAAAUAUGUAAAUAAACGUAGCGGUCGAGCGCUACAAAUCGGCGCGAAGUGUCGAUCUUCAAUUCCUUCCCGCUCAUUCGAUUCGUCAUCACGAUUUUCUCGUCGCGAUAAAAAAAAAUCGCGUAUUUAUUAACCGACACGAGCGAUAUGUCGGAGGUACGCAAAAGAACGAUCGGCGAUGCGUCGGCAACGACGCGGGACGUUAGCGACGAUCAGAAAGAAGAUGUUGAAUCUGAAGAUGAUGCAAAAUUGGAGGUAGAAGAAUUAGCAAAGACUUUGCCUCAAGGAACUGAUCAUACUCCACAUAUUUUAAGUUCUGUUCUUUCUGGUCUUCCAGAUCGUUGGCGGAAUUGGAUAAUUAGAACUAUUUUCACUUGGUUUAUGAUAGCUGGAUUUUGUCUUAUUAUUUAUGGAGGUCCAUUAGCAUUGAUGAUUACAACGUUGAUUGUGCAAGUGAAAUGCUUUGAAGAAAUUAUUAAUAUUGGAUACGCUGUAUAUAGAAUUCAUGGUCUACCAUGGUUCAGAUCUUUAUCAUGGUAUUUUUUGAUAACUUCCAAUUACUUUUUUUAUGGAGAGAAUUUAAUGGAUUAUUUUGCAGUGGUGAUUAAUCGAACUGGAUAUCUACGCGUACUUGUUACAUACCAUCGAUUUAUUUCCUUCUGUCUUUACAUUGUUGGUUUUGUAUGGUUUGUACUAUCACUCGUGAAAAAAUAUUAUAUGAAGCAAUUCUCUCUGUUUGCUUGGACACAUGUUGCAUUACUUAUUGUUGUGACACAGAGCUAUCUUAUUAUUCAAAAUAUAUUUGAGGGAUUGAUAUGGUUUAUUGUCCCUGUUAGUAUGAUUGUGAUAAAUGAUGUGAUGGCAUAUAUGUUUGGCUUCUUUUUUGGACGAACACCAUUAAUAAAAUUAUCUCCAAAAAAAACUUGGGAAGGCUUUAUUGGAGGUGGUAUCUCGACUGUCAUACUUGGAUUAAUGAUGUCUUAUGUCAUGUGCCAGUAUCGUUAUUUUGUUUGUCCUAUCGAAUACAGUGAAGCUUUAGGAAGAAUGACUAUGGAUUGCGAACCAUCAAGUUUAUUCCAACCGCAAGAGUAUACAUUGCCAAGCAGUCUUCAAGUAAUAUCAAGAAUGUUCAACGGAAAGUCCACUUUGACAUUAUAUCCAUUCCUUCUGCAUUCGUUAUCAAUGUCAGUAUUCAGCUCUGUAAUUGGGCCAUUUGGAGGAUUCUUUGCUAGUGGAUUUAAACGGGCGUUUAAAAUUAAGGAUUUCGGUGAUGUAAUUCCUGGUCAUGGUGGAAUAAUGGACAGAUUUGAUUGUCAGUAUUUAAUGGCAACAUUUGUGAACGUCUAUAUUUCUUCAUUUAUUCAUACUGCAUCACCUCAGAAAUUAUUGCAGCAGGUUUACAGUUUGAAACCAGAGCAACAGAUGCAACUUUUCCAAACACUAAAAGAUUCAUUGGCGAAUAGGGGUAUGCUAACUAAUUAAUAUUUUAAGUUAAAAAUGUAUUUAAUGGCAAAACUGCUGCAGGGAUUAUUUUUAUCUAUUAAAAAAAUGUUAGAAAAGAUUCUCCAACAUCUUUUCUAAUAUUUAACAAAAUAUUAUAUGCAAUGACAAUGCAAACACAGUAUCAAAUAAUUACAAUAAUUUGUUAAACUAUAAUAAUUGAAGUUUAUUUUGUAAUUAUAGACAAAUAAGAAUAAUAUAUCACAAUAUGGUAAGCCUGUCUAAUUGAAAUCAAUAUAGCCAGGGAUGAGAGGUAAUAUAUAUUUUUCCCUUAUCUCAUUUUUUAUCAAAAAUGAAGUUGAUGCAUUUUGAUAUAUUAAGAAAGGAGCCUUUUUCUAUUACAUUUGAUCUUCCUUGGAAUUUAAUAUUAUUAAGAGUCAUUUGUUUAUAGCAGAACAUGAGAUGCACAAAUACUUAAAUAAGUUAAAAUUGCACGAUGUGUAAACUUAAUUAAUUCUGGCUUAUAGUAAUCAGUUGGAUAGGUUUAUCAUAAUUUUAAUUGUAUUUUUCGUGCAUUCCACAGAUAAUUAAAUUUUUGUCAAAUGCAGUGGUUUAUAUUAAACUAUGGCAUUAUUGGAAAUAUGACUAAUAUGUUUAUCUAAAAAAAUUGAACCAAAGAAAAUCGCACAGUAAAAAAAUUCUGUUGUACACAGCAGCAUUUCUAUAAAAUUUCUAUCUAAUUUUCUAAAACAUCUGCUUAUCGCUAUUGAUUAUUACAAGAUGAUAAUUAAGAAUGCUAUUAUGUACUCUGCUUAAAUCAGAUAUCUUCACUUGUAAUAAGCAGAUCUCAACAUAAUUUAUAUUUGUAAUUGUGCAUUUAAAAUUUGAUAUAAUAGAAACGAAUCUCGUUUAUAUAUAUGCAUACAUUUUUUUUUUUAGCUAGAGCUGACAUAUAAAAAUAUUAACAAUUUUUUGUUUUAAUUAAAUGUAUCCUUUUUAAAAUUUUAAUGUUUAUUGCUAUGUGUAAAAAGAAAUUCGACACUAACAUAAUUUGUAUGUUGUAUAUAGAUAGUAUUGUUGAUGUUAUUAGGUAAACGGUUCUAUUUAGAAGUUUAGUAUUAUGCUUUCUUCUCUUCUUGUAUUAGAUAUAGCAUUCAAAAUUAAUUUAGGGACAAGAAAAUAAAAACUAAUUGUUACAUCUUGUUAUUUGAAUUCGCAAAUUUAUCUUGCCUGUUAUUAUCAUUGAAACAUUAAUACAGAUACCUAAAAACGAGACAGAUAAUAGUAUUGACUGUUGCAUUCAAAAUAAGAUCUCAAAAGUUUUCUGCCUCAAACAUAAAUACAAGUAUUUGCAUAGCCCAAAGUCUAUAUAAAUGCAACAUGUCUUGCCAAUCCGUAAGAAUGAAUGGUAUUUAUGAAUUGUUGUAUUGACUGCAUAAAUCAUUUAGUUAUUGUUUUCGUAAUUGUAUAGUACUUAUGUUGUAAACAUAAUGCUAAACUUCACAAUAUUGAGUUAUAUGAUAUUUUAUAUAUAUACAUAUAUGUAUAAUAAUCAGCAUAUAUAUAUAUAGAGAGAAAGAUUAUAUAUAAAUGAUUAUUCAGACAGAAUCAAUCUACGUCUAUUAAUCAUCUUUUUUCCACUAGCUGGAAAAUAAAAUAAAAAACUAAUGAAAAUAGAUUUUUGUGUCUGCCAUAUUUGUGUUAGUAUGGUGAACAUACAAAUCUUUAUGGUGUAUAAUUGAUAAAGAUAUGGUCAGGCUACCAUAAUUAAAUAUUCUACCUUGUCAUGCAAUACAUGAAAAAAUACAAAGAGAUAUUGAUUGAGAAAUGGUCUUAAGAAAGAAUGUUUUUGAUGGAUGUUGAAAUUAUUUUACUAUGCAUCAAAAAUUAAUUUUAAUAUUAUCCAUAAUUGUGCCAAUCAUGUUUAAGAGAAAAAGAGAUAAGUAUUCUUACAUAAAUUAUAUGUACUGAAUUGAUAUGGCACAAUUUAAAGUAGCUUUCUGUGAUUUAAUUAUUAUAAAUUAUUAUAAGUAUGUUUUGUAUUGCUGAAAUACACUUGCGGAUCUCUAAAUAUAAUUCUUUGCUAGGAAUAGCGCGCAUUCAAUAAAUUUGUAAUUUAUUUGUAAUGUAAUUAAAUAAUUUUUAAUUUA